Molecule: messenger RNA, 2929 nt
Organism: Scleropages formosus (Asian bonytongue)
Lineage: Eukaryota; Metazoa; Chordata; Actinopteri; Osteoglossiformes; Osteoglossidae
Product: glutaminase kidney isoform, mitochondrial-like
Exons: 18
Coding region: 303-2117 (604 amino acids)
Biological process (GO): L-glutamine catabolic process
Molecular function (GO): protein binding; glutaminase activity
Source: RefSeq, a predicted model, not a curated record
ACGGCACGUCAUCUGCUGUAGCCCUGCCCUUAGCAGAAGGUUUUUUGUUUCGCCAUAAAAGUCCUUGGCAGUUUGGCAGAGUCCCGGCGCCUUCACUCAUUGGCCGCAGGGGAUGACAGAGCCUCGGGUGGGCACGUGCACUGCCCGCUACAGCGCUCGCCUCGCCUCACACACAGUGAGUGAGUCUGACCACACUGGUCGGUUACUUACAGUCGCGGCUCGCCGGACCUUUUGCCGUCUCCGCCGUCCAUUCUCCACUUGGCCUCAUCGCUCUCACACCUUAUAAAAAAAAAGUAUCGCAAAUGUACUGCUUGAAGGCACUGCGCGGGGUCAGAAAAGGCGCCGCCGAGGCGCUGCUGAAGGACGUCGCGCGCAGGGCUCUGUGCCGCGGGGACGCGCCGGGGUUCGCGCUCCCGAGGAGGGCUGACCGGUUGCUGAGCUCGAGCGCCCCGGUGCAGGGAGCCGCGGAGGCGGAGGGCAGAGACCCGCACGGGAACGUGUCAAGGAAGGGCAUCUUCUCCGGACUGGAAGAUAUGCUCUUCUACACCAUCACAGAUGGAGAGGACAGGAUCUCUAUUUCUCGCUUCAUCUCCGCUGUGAAGAGCACAGGUCUGCUGACCUCUGACCCCCGGCUUCGUGACUGCAUGAGGGAACUGCGAUCUGCUGUACGGGAGUCAAACGGUGAUGUCAUGAUGGACAGUGAGCUCUUCCGAAAGUGUGUGGGCAGCAAUAUUGUCCUGCUGACCCAGGCCUUCAGGAAGAAAUUCAUCAUCCCGGACUUUGAGACUUUUGUUGCCAACAUCAAUCAAAUCUACCACAAAGUCCAGAGGCAGGAGGACGGACGUGUAGCAGACUACAUUCCCCACCUGGCCAAGUUUAGCCCAGACCUGUGGGGUGUGUCUCUGUGCACUGUGGAUGGCCAGAGGUACUCUAUGGGCGACACCAGGGUGCCGUUCUGCCUGCAAUCGUGUGUGAAGCCACUGGAGUACGCCAUUGCGGUUCACGAAGCUGGAACGGAGCGCGUGCACCGCUAUGUAGGCAAGGAACCAAGUGGGCUCAAGUUCAACAAGCUGUCCCUGGAUGAAGAAGACAAGCCCCAUAACCCUAUGGUCAACGCCGGGGCAAUUGUCAUCAGCUCCCUCAUCAAGCCUGGCGCAAACAAGGCAUCAAAGUUCGACUAUGUGAUGGAUUUCAUCACUAAGAUGGCAGGCAGAGAGUUUGUGGGCUUCAGUAAUGCCACGUUUCAAUCAGAGAAAGAGACGGGAGACAGGAAUUAUGCGAUUGGAUACUACCUGAAAGAGAAAAAAUGCUUUCCCCCAGGGGCCGACAUGAUUGAUGCUCUGGACUUCUACUUCCAGCUGUGCUCCAUCGAGGUGACCUGUGAAUCCGGUAGCGUGAUGGCCGCCACGCUUGCCAAUGGUGGCAUCUGUCCCAUCACGGGUGAGCGGGUGUUGAGCACUGAGGCCGUGCGCAACACACUCAGCCUCAUGCACUCCUGUGGCAUGUACGACUUCUCGGGCCAGUUUGCCUUCCAUGUGGGCUUGCCUGCAAAGUCAGGGGUGUCGGGAGCCGUGCUGCUGGUAGUGCCCAACAUCAUGGGGGUCAUGUGUUGGUCUCCCCCCUUAGACAAGGUUGGAAACAGUGUUCGCGGAAUUCACUUCUGCCAGGAACUGGUGUCUGUGUUCAACUUCCACAAUUACGACAACCUGAGACACUUUAUGAAGAAGCUGGACCCCCGGCGACAGUCAGACGACGAGAGGAACAAGUCUGUGGUGAACCUGAUGUUUGCAGCCUACAGCGGGGACGUGUCAGCUUUGAGAAGGUUUGCGCUGUCUUCCAUGAACAUGGAGCUCAAAGACUAUGACUCGCGCACAGCCCUCCAUGUGGCAGCAGCUGAAGGUCAUGUGGAUGUGGUGCUGUUCCUGACAGAGGUUUGCAAAGUUAACCCCUUUGUCAAGGACAGGUGGGGGAACAUUCCUCUGGAUGAUGCUGUGCAGUUUGGCCAUGAGAACGUGGUGAAGAUUUUGCAGCAGUACCACCAUCUUUACAGUGCACCGGAGUCCAUGCCUCGCAUGGAGGACAACCAGAAACUGGAAACCAUGAAAGGUGUUGCCUGAUCUGGCUGCCUAUAUGUGGACCCUAACAUAGUGCAAUGUCAGAGUACUUUGUGGGACCUUUGCUCUCCUUCGUUUUCCUCACAAGUACAUUUUUGUUCUUUCAAGUCAUCUAAAAGAAAGGCCCCUCUUCUCCUCUCAUGAAAUAGCUAGUGGAAGUAGGUUCAAGAGAGUGUGUGUGUGUGUGUGUGUGUGUGAGAAUACAUAUAUGCAUUUUUCUACAAAAAUGUGGUUUCCAGUGUACAUUACUCAUUGUAAGGUGACCAAGGACACCUAAGUAAAUUUUUCAAAACAGUGGAAAUGGUGAAUGUUCUGGCCUACUUAGAAAUAUCUGUACACUCACAAACACACACAAGAUACAUCAAGUGCACUCUUCUGAAGUAUUUCAGGUUUUUUUUUUUUUUUUUUUUUUUUUUUUGACCGACCUUGCAUCGUGUGUCCUAUCAGCCUUUAAGUUUAAAGUAAUGGAGCGAAAUAUUAUGAUGUAUUUAUGAUCUGUACAGUAGAUGACAAAUUUAAAAAAUUCAAAUCAAUUUGUCAGGGGUGGUUGAACAGAGAAAUGUUUUCAUGUCUUAUAUGAUUAUUUGAAGAAAAUGCUUUGUUUAAUGUAAAAUGUAUUAUCAGGGAAAUUUUGUGGUAAAUUACUGUGAACACUGUAAAAGUGUAAAUAAAAAUUUCUGUGAAUAUUAGCAAAUACAUUAAUGAAAUGUAAAUUGUAAUUAACUGUUGCCAUCCACAUUUUUUCCUGUGGUAGAGACUGAAAUCACGUCAGUGUGUCUAUUCGCUGGUUGUUAAACCAUUCACUUUGAUUUGGA